GGGAAUCAAGUGCACCGCUGGCUUGACAAGCACGCAGGGAGGCGCCAGCAGCCGCAGAUAGGACCGGGCUCAUGGGUCCCAGCUCAAGGGCUUUAAAGAUCAAGCAUUUUGCUUUCUGUUUCCAGUGAUGGUCAAAGCGUGCUGUAUUAAGAGAAGUGCCACAGAAGACCUUAAAGUCUGGAGAAAAAUGACCUCUUGUGGAAUAUGAAAUUCACCUUCUGUUGCAAGUUUUUCUCUUAUGAAUCUCAGAGAGCUGAACAUAUGGCUUACUGAUCAAACUCCUCAACAUGCAUCAACUGUUCAGGCUGGUUUUGGGACAAAAAGAUCUUUCACGAGCUGGGGACCUCUUCUCCUUAGAUGACUCUGAGAUUGAAGACAGCUUAACAGAAGCUUUGGAGCAGAUUAAAAUAAUUAGCUCAUCAUCAGAUUACCAAACCAAUAACAACGACCAGGCUGUGGUUGAAAUCUGUAUCACAAGAAUCACAACAGCCAUCAGAGAGACAGAAUCCAUUGAAAAGCAUGCCAAGGCCCUUGUGGGGCUCUGGGACUCCUGCUUGGAACACAACCUAAGACCCUCUGGCAAAGACGAAGAUACUCCUCAUGCAAAAAUUGCAUCUGAUAUCAUGAGUUGCAUUUUACAGAAUUAUAACCGGCCCCCUGUGAUGGUGUUAGCCAUCCCCAUUGCAGUGAAAUUCCUGCGCAGAGGCAACAAGGAGCUGUGCCGGAACAUGUCUAACUACCUGUCCCUGGCUGCGAUUACCAAGGCGGAGCUCCUUGCUGAUCACACAGAAGUUAUAGUAAAGAGCAUACUGCAAGGAAAUGCCAUGUUGUUGAGGGUAUUACCUUCAGUGUAUGAAAAGCAGCCUCAGCCAAUUAACAGACACCUGACAGAUCUCUUGGCCCUGAUGUCUCAACUGGAGCAACCAGAACAGUACCACUUGCUACGGCUUUUGCAUGUAGCAGCAAAGAGGAAACAACUGGAGGUGGUCCAGAAAUGUAUUCCUUUUCUAAUCAGGAAUUUGAAGGACCCAACCCAUAACGACAUCAUCCUGAACAUCCUUAUAGAGAUAGCUGGCUAUGACCCGGUGGCUUUGAGCAGUUUUCUUCCAACACUUAAAGAGAUUGGUGAGAGAUUCCCCUGUCUCAUUGGACAAAUGGUGAGGAUCUAUGGAGCUGUUGGGCAUGUGGAUGAAGAGAGAGCCAGGAGCUGCCUAGCGUACCUGGUGAGUCAGCUGGCCAACAUGGAGCAUUCAUUUCACCAUAUUCUCCUGCUAGAGAUCAAGAGCAUCACUGAUGCCUUCUCCUCCAUCCUGGGUCCUCAGAACAGGGACAUCUUCCGCAUGAGCAACAGCUUCACCACCAUUGCCAAGCUCCUGUCCAGACAACUAGAAAAUACGAAAACUCUUAGUGACAGGAGAAAAACCAGCGCUGAUAUUGGACUCCCUGAGAAACUAGGAGAAGUCAACCUUGGGGCAGCUAAAAAUGAAGACCAUGAAAAGCUCCAAGUUAAAAUCCAGGCUUUUGAAGACAAAAUAAAUGCUGAAAGCAAUACCCCUGGAUCUAUCAGAAGAUAUAGCUUAGGCCACCUUUCUAAGGAAGAAAGAAAAAACAUUCGAUUUAACAGGUCAAAAAGUUUGGCUUUGCAUACCGUACUCACCAAGGGUAUGAGUUCAGAUGACGGGGCAGACGAAGAGGGUGCAGGAAUACCGGUCAGCGUCUCUCUUUCAGACAUAGACCCACUCAGCCCUGGGAGUGACCAGUCGCCCCUUAAGACAGACACCCACGCAGCUCAGCUGAGAAAUUCUUCAGCUUCACACCCAAGUAUUAUACAUAUAGAAUCAGGAAAUGUUGAAGAAACUAUUAAAGAAAACUUCGAGGGAGAAACUCCAGAGAAAACCACAAAUCCUAUAGAAUACCAAGAUAAGCUCUACUUGCAUCUAAAGCAAAACCUCAGUAAAGUGAAAGCCUAUGCCGCGGAAAUCAUGAAGAAGAUCCCAAUUCCCGAUCAGUGCACCAUUGAAGACACCGUGAGAAGUUGUGUAGCGAAGUUCUUCUUCACGUGCUCCCUGAAGGGCCAUUACUGCCUGUACAGUAAGUCCAGCUUCAUUCUCGUCAGCCAAGAGCCCCAGCCGUGGAUCCAGAUCAUGUUUCUCUUCCAGCAGAGCCUGUUUCCUGAACCCCUGUCUAUACAGAGUCAUUCUGUGCAGUUCCUGAGGGCCCUGUGGGAGAAGGCUCAAACAGGGGGUGCCCACAGCUUUGAAACCGCCAUGACAGAGUCCACAUUUCCUCAACAGAAGGACCUGGACCAAGUACAGCUCCAUCUAGAAGAAGUAAGGUUCUUCGACGUGUUUGGCUUCAGCGAAACAGCGGGAGCGUGGCAGUGCUUCAUGUGCAACAACCCCGAAAAAGCAACAGUUGUAAAUCAAGAUGGCCAGCCUCUCAUAGAGGGAAAGCUUAAAGAGAAGCAAGUCAGGUGGAAGUUCAUCAAACGGUGGAAAACUCGUUAUUUUACACUGGCUGGAAAUCAACUUCUGUUUCAAAAAGGAAAAUCUAAAGACGAUCCUGAUGAGUCUCCAAUAGAACUCAGCAAAGUACAAAGUGUGAAAGUGGUAGCCAAGAAACGCAGGGACCGCUCUCUCCCUCGGGCUUUUGAAAUCUUCACAGACAAUAAAACCUACAUUUUCAAGGCCAAAGAUGAGAAGAAUGCAGAAGAAUGGCUGCAGUGCAUCAACGUGGCAGUUGCUCAGGCAAAAGAGAGGGAAAGUAGAGAAGUGACCACGUAUCUGUAGGGAUUUGCAUCCUGGCCUCGUGUGACUAUGCAUAACAGGAAUUGCUAAUGUCAAAAGAGCAAUCCUCAAACCAUACUGUUUUCCACUAAAUACCAGUGCAAUCAUCUCUUAAGAAGAAGGGCCUAAGACACCAGGCUUCUCCACAGAGUUCAGGCCCUAACAGUGGUCGGAAGCAAACACGGAAGAGGAGCUAGAGUGCGCCCUCAGCUGGCGUGGGGCCAGACAGCGAAGCUGUGAAUGAAGGGACUUCGGUAGAUAUGCCAUUUAAAACUGUCGGAAAACAACUUUAAGGGAUCCAUGAGCUACUUAUUCUGAGGAAGGACUGUUAUUUCCGAUAAUAAUCAGUCUGUCGAGGGUAUUUUUAAAAAUAACUAGCUAGAAAAGUUUAAUUAAUGUGCAAUGAAUAAAACCACUUACUUACAGAUAUUACAUAACAUUGAUAUUCUCUACACAAAUGCCACUAACAUGUGGUAAAAAUGGUUCUCAAAUUAAGCCAUUCAUAGAAUUAAAUGUCUGCCUUUCAUAGUAAUGUAUUUAAUUAUUCCUUUUAGUAUAGUCUAAAAUUUAGACAGUUGGAUAUAUCUCCCACCCAAAACAGUAACUGUAAGAUGGGACAAGCAUAGAAAGUAAUUUUUUCCGUCUUUCAAAUGUAUGUCUUUUCCAUUAAACAUGAGGACUUCAAAGUAAA
This is a messenger RNA of Chinchilla lanigera (long-tailed chinchilla), 3477 nucleotides long. RefSeq names its product ventricular zone expressed PH domain-containing 1 (gene Veph1). The record is from RefSeq and is a predicted model, not a curated record. Gene Ontology annotation, biological process: regulation of signal transduction. Bases 288 to 2789 code for a protein of 833 amino acids. Gene Ontology annotation, cellular component: plasma membrane. Lineage: Eukaryota; Metazoa; Chordata; Mammalia; Rodentia; Chinchillidae. The transcript is spliced from 14 exons. Gene Ontology annotation, molecular function: phosphatidylinositol-5-phosphate binding.